ACCAUCAGACGUGGACCAUCUGGACACGUGGACGGUCGUGGGCAUUCUGCUAGGGCUUUCUUAGGGUUCUUGGGGGAAUGGAGCUCGACGAGGCGCUGCGCAAGGCCGCCGAUCUCAUCGUCAAUGCGUCCUCGGUGGUGGCGUUCACUGGCGCUGGAAUUUCGGUGGAAUCCGGAAUUCCGGAUUUUCGAAGCAGCGGGGGAUUGUGGUCAAAGUAUGAUCCCGAGGUGUAUUGUAACUAUUCUGUUUUCAAACAAAAGCCCGAGCUCUUUUGGAAGAUGGCAGUGGACAUGCAAAGCACAAUGGCAGAAGCUCAGCCCAAUCCCGCGCACUAUGCGCUUGCCGAGCUUGAAAGUAUGGGAUAUUUGAAACAUGUUAUAACGCAGAAUGUAGAUAACUUGCACCAGCGUGCAGGGAGCAACAAAGUACGUGAGCUGCACGGGAAUGGAUCAACUGCGUCGUGCAUGGCUUGUAGGAGCAAGGUACCAAUCUCGGAGGCGAUGGAUCAGUUGAACUCCGGAAAAAGUGUUCCGGUGUGCUCUCGUUGUGGAGGAGUUUUAAGAAUGGACGCGAUCCUCUUUGGCGAGCCUUUACAAAGUUCUGUGAUGGAAGGCUCGCUACGAUUGGCAAUGUUUGCGGAGGUGAUGCUUGUGAUCGGAACUUCUCUUGUGGUCUCGCCCGCCAACAGCCUCGUGCAGCUCUGCAAAUCCAACCAAGGAACAAUUGUCAUUUGUGAUCCCAGCCCUGCCAAUUCUCAUUUGGCUCAUGUAAUGCUGCGCGGAAACGCAGGCGAGGUGUUGCCUCGCCUUGUGCAAGCAUGCAAAGCGCUGAGAACUAAAGGCAAGGCUCAGAUGUAAGAAGCCGGAAGAAAAAAAGUGGAAGUCAGAGGGGAUGCGUAAAGUAAACGCGGUCCAAACCGGACUAAAGCAAAAGCCGUGACGAGACCUUUCAAAGACAAAGUUUACUAUGCAAAGUUCCAUCAAUCAUACAUGCAGCAUGUGUGAUUCAGGCACACAUCAAAUCGCCAGAGACUGUCAACACCGGACAAUCUCCUAGAGCAAUACAAACAAUGGAAAAAGGAAAGCUUGGAGUAAGCAAUCGCGUUUGGAAUCUCUCCUGAUGAUUUGACAAGGUUGAGAGAGAAUUUGAUUUUAUUUGCAUGGUCUGUAGACAAUGUGGAAAAAUCUCUGGUCCCUUGGUACGCCCACUUACAAAGUGAAGUAUCUGAACGUGCUGCUUUUUCACCCCACUAUGCUAUCCGCUAUUCCUAUUGUUAAUCUCUUGAAUUUAUUGUUUUACUAGUCAAAAUAUAAAUUUGGUUUUAAAGA
Molecule: messenger RNA, 1328 nt
Organism: Selaginella moellendorffii
Lineage: Eukaryota; Viridiplantae; Streptophyta; Lycopodiopsida; Selaginellales; Selaginellaceae
Product: NAD-dependent protein deacetylase 2
Exons: 8
Coding region: 78-857 (259 amino acids)
Molecular function (GO): NAD+ binding
Source: RefSeq, a predicted model, not a curated record